CAUUCACUUUGUUACAGAAUAAACUGUGCAUCAAAUAACAGCCUAAAAAUUGAGCAACGCUCAUGGGGAGGCGUGUCCUAGUGGGGGAGGGUGGAGGCGCGGCAGCUGAUUGGUUACUAGCGCUGUCAAUCAAAAGCAGCCAUGUCAAGUGAAAAAAAAAAAGCGUUGUGAACUAAUUGCGGAGAAGAAGGGGCUGUUAUUUCGAGGCGCACUGUGUUAAAGUCAGCGGAUUUGUUUAUAAAUGACAGCCUUGUACCAAAUUUAGGCGCUGUUGUAGUUGCUCAGCAUUAUGUUUCUUUUAUGUAAUAGUAAUAACAUUACUGGGACAGUUUGACAUCGAUGUCCUAAGAACGGAAUAAUAAACUGAACCUGCUUCGAAAUUCGCGUUUUAAGUUUGUUCUGGAGAAAACCAGCCAAAUGAUGUCAGGAAAGCAUUUCAAGGGUCAAGAAGUCAGCUGCUGCAUCAAAUAUUUCAUAUUUGGAUUUAACAUAAUAUUUUGGUUGCUUGGCGUGGCUUUCCUUGGAAUCGGAUUGUGGGCAUGGAGCGAGAAGGGAGUUCUGUCUAACAUCUCCUCCAUCACGGAUCUGGGUGGAUUUGAUCCAGUGUGGUUGUUUCUGGUGGUUGGGGGGGUGAUGUUCAUCCUGGGUUUCGCUGGCUGUAUCGGGGCCCUGAGGGAAAACACCUUCCUGCUCAAAUUUUUCUCUGUGUUUCUGGGGAUAAUCUUCUUCCUGGAGCUGACCGCCGGUGUCCUGGCCUUUGUCUUUAAAGACUGGAUUAAAGAUCAGCUCAACUUUUUCAUCAACAACAACAUACGAGCCUACAGAGAUGACAUAGACUUGCAGAACCUCAUCGACUUCACUCAGGAAUAUUGGGAAUGCUGUGGGGCGUUUGGAGCAGAUGACUGGAACCUCAACAUCUACUUCAACUGCACAGACAGCAACCCCAGCCGAGAAAAAUGUGGCGUGCCCUUCUCCUGUUGCACCAAAGACCCAGCGGAGGAUGUAAUCAACACACAAUGUGGAUAUGAUGUUCGGGCAAAACCGGACGCAGAGCAGAAGACAUACAUUAAUGUUAAAGGCUGUGUGCCGCAGUUUGAGAAAUGGCUACAGGACAACCUGACGGUAGUGGCUGGGAUCUUCAUCGGCGUCGCUCUGCUGCAGAUAUUUGGAAUAUGCCUUGCACAAAAUUUAAUCAGUGAUAUUGAAGCUGUGAGAGCCAGCUGGGUGCCGCCCCCCUCUUACGUCGCCCGCCGCCCCCCGUCCCACUACAGCAAGAAAGCCUCGGCGUACUCCUGAGGGAGAUUGUCCUGUUUGUUCACAUGAAGUGGCAGCUAGUCUUGCAGACACUCACAGGCCUACGCCAGCACGAUUAAGGUAGCGAAUGAUGAACACAAGAUGC
Molecule: messenger RNA, 1399 nt
Organism: Sinocyclocheilus rhinocerous
Lineage: Eukaryota; Metazoa; Chordata; Actinopteri; Cypriniformes; Cyprinidae
Gene: tspan5a
Product: tetraspanin 5a
Exons: 11
Coding region: 418-1296 (292 amino acids)
Cellular component (GO): plasma membrane
Source: RefSeq, a predicted model, not a curated record